AUGAAGCUCACUCAGACUAUUCUGGCUCUGGCCAUUGCAUCGGCGGCUAAUGCCCAGCUGGGCUCUCUGCCUCCCUGUGCGCAAACCUGUGCUACCAAGGCUAUCCCCGCUAGCUGUGGCGUCGAUGUCGCUUGUAUUUGUAACAACAAGAGUUUCCUAAGCGACAUCGCCUGCUGCAUCGUUGGCAAGUGUACUACCGCGGAGCAAGAGGACACUCUAAAGGCAGCCAAGGCAAUCUGUUCAGCAGGCGGCGUCACGGACCUGCCUAGCACGGUCGCCUGCACAACUGGCGCAUCCAGCACUUCUACUUCAGGUGCCUCGGCCACUACCUCGGACAGAACCUCUACCACUACCGCCUCUAGCACCACAACCGCAAGUGCUUCCGAGACCACCGUCAGUGGUACCGCUGAAGCCAGCACCACGGAGUCUUCGUCUACCACCAAGUCCGGCACCGAAAGCACUUCUACCUCUGGCUCGGCUACUGCGUCUUCAGCUUCGGCAGCCGCCACCACCGGUGGUGCUGCGCUCGGACAUAACAAGGACGCUUCCUUCAUGGCCGCCGCCGGAGCUGCUGCGGCCUUUGCCAUCCUCAUCUAG
This is a messenger RNA of Penicillium pulvis, 597 nucleotides long. Its product is annotated as CFEM domain-containing protein. The transcript is spliced from 3 exons. NCBI's taxonomy places the organism in Eukaryota, Fungi, Ascomycota, Eurotiomycetes, Eurotiales, Aspergillaceae. The record is from RefSeq and is a predicted model, not a curated record. The coding region runs from base 1 to 597 and encodes 198 amino acids.